Dicentrarchus labrax (European seabass) is the source of this 2023-nucleotide messenger RNA. RefSeq names its product major histocompatibility complex class I-related gene protein-like. The transcript is spliced from 8 exons. The record is from RefSeq and is a predicted model, not a curated record. Gene Ontology annotation, biological process: immune response. Lineage: Eukaryota; Metazoa; Chordata; Actinopteri; Moronidae. Gene Ontology annotation, cellular component: external side of plasma membrane. The coding region runs from base 109 to 1182 and encodes 357 amino acids.
ACCUCAAUAACUCUCGUACAGCCCCUAACAACAGAAAGAGUCCCACUUCUGUCCGCAAGGAGGAAGCCGCAGCUCGGUCCGUUACCCACCCGACUUUAUCAAAUCAAGAUGAAAACGUUAUUUUUGUUGCUUCUCUUCUGUCACGUUUCAUCAGCAGUCAAACACUCUCUGAAGAUAUUUCGAACUGGAUCCAGUGGAGUCCCAAACAUAUCAGAGUUUGUAGGAUCUCUAGAGGUUGAUGGAAGUCUGGUCGGUUACUGCGACAGCAACAAAAAUAUAGUAGAACCAAAACAGGACUGGGUGAAAAAGAUAAUUGAAGAUGAUCCUCAGCACUUUCAGUGGUACACUCAGGAGUGUUUUCAGAGUGGGCCAAACAUAUUCAAAGUGUGGAUUAAUAAUUUGAAGCAGCACCUCAACCAAAGUGGAGGUGUCCACAUUUUACAGGACAUAUCAGGAUGUGAGUGGGAUGAUGAGACUGGAGAGGUUAAUGGUUUUAAUCAGUUUGGUUAUGAUGGAGAAGACUUCAUAUCUUUUGACCUGCAGACAUUGACAUGGAUCGCUCUGAAACCUCAGGCUGUCACCACCAAACUGAUGUGGGACACUGACAAAGCUAGAAUAAAAGUCAAGGAAAUUGACCUCACUAAGAUUUUCCCUGGGUUACUGAAGAAGUAUUUGGUCUUCGGCAACAGCUCUCUGCAGAGAAAAGACCUUCCCUCAGUGUCUCUCCUCCAGAAGACUCCCUCCUCUCCAGUCAGCUGCCACGCUACAGGUUUCUACCCUGACAGAGCCUUGAUGUUCUGGAGGAAAGAUGGAGAGGAGCUUCAUGAGGACGUGGACCACGGAGAGAUCCUCCCCAACCACGAUGGAUCCUUCCAGAUGAGUGUUGACCUGAACCUUUCAUCAGUCACACCUGAAGACUGGAGGAGGUACGACUGUGUGUUUCAGCUCUCUGGUGUGAAGAACGACAUUGUUACCACACUGGACAAAGCAGAGAUCAGAACCAACUGGGUUUCUCCCUCAGAGUUUCCUGCUGGUGCUGUUAUUGGAGUUGUUGUAGGACUGCUGCUGCUGGCACUCUGCAUCACUGGACUCUUCAUCUGGAGAAGGAACAAUAAUGGAUUCAGAGCUGCAAACACUUCAGAUUCCUCAUUGCCAUUGGACAAAACUCCAGCUCCUAACUGAUCACAGUUCCCUCUGAAGAUAAAAGAGAACUCCAAUGACGUUACCGUGGCAUCCAAACCAUUUCUUUUCCAGAGAGCACUUUAUUCUCAUUUGUAGAAGACUUUUUUAUAUUAUAGUAUAGUUUAUAUUAUUAGGUACUAGAACUCAUCUUUCUUUGGUAAUUAGGAAGAAGUCCAGUCAUGGGAGACACAGUCAUAUCCAACCCUUUAUUUCUCACAUCAUGGACUGUAUGAUGUAUCUUUCAAUUCUUUCUUUUAAAACACUGCACUACUAAUGACUGAACCCCUGUUGUCUUCCAGUUGUGUCACAAAAUCUCAGUGUAUAAAGAUCACUGAAUGGCUUUGUCCCAACAUAUAUCACUGACUUGCUUGUACAGUAUGUAACACGUAGGCCUACACAUGCAUGCACACAGUUGAGGGAUCACAGUGUUUGUUGAUUUUACAAAACCUCCAUGAGGUUUAGACAGUGCACUCAAGUGAGCGACUCAUUGUGAUGUACAGUAUAAUGCUACAGGUAUAUAGUCACAGGUGUGUUGAAAUGCUAUGUUCAAAUGUUCAGUAAAAUGAUGUUCAUUUAGGAUCUUGAUCCAGUGUUUGUUUUUGGGUUACUCCUUAAAUACUUUUCAACAGACUGCUUCUGUCUCUAAUGAUGGUGCUGACAAAAAUAGUCAUUUUAAAUGUUGUAUUGACGUCAAUGACUGGAAUUUAAUCUCUGAAUGUGAUGGAAACAUUUCUUGAUCUGAGUUUACAAGGAACGAAUGUCUUACUGCAACAGUUUUAUUGUUGUAAGUAUCAAUUUUCUGUUAACUGAUAAUAAAAAUCAUUAUUUGGAUUUAAGUAAA